AUGUCUAAUUCCCAUAUGCUCACUAAUCAAGUCCGUCACAGCCUGCCUGACGACCCGAUGGACUUUGCAGAUGCAGACAACAUGUCCAUGGACAUCCCGCCGCAGAGUCCACCUUGGGUCGCUGCGUCACCUACCAUUUCCCAACCUCCAGCCACUAUGUCGAACACCACGCACACCAUGUGCUCUCAGCGCAAACGCAAGCCAGCUCGCAUCCGCGCCACCCCAAUCGCCUAUAGCGAUGAUGAAGAGCCGAUCACGGAGCAGUCCCUCGGGCUCUACGAUGGCUCAGACAGCGAUGAGGAUACCCAUAACAAUCCUCUCUUGCAUACACAGAUUGUCAGCAAUGAUGGCGAGGCUGUUGACGCUCCCCCCAGUCUCAAUCGGCAACCACAAGGUACUUUGCCUGCCAAUGCCAGUAUCUUCCAUUCCCACCCCUGA
Molecule: messenger RNA, 438 nt
Organism: Coniophora puteana RWD-64-598 SS2
Lineage: Eukaryota; Fungi; Basidiomycota; Agaricomycetes; Boletales; Coniophoraceae
Exons: 3
Coding region: 1-438 (145 amino acids)
Source: RefSeq, a predicted model, not a curated record